Messenger RNA from Parnassius apollo (apollo), 1410 nucleotides. NCBI's taxonomy places the organism in Eukaryota, Metazoa, Arthropoda, Insecta, Lepidoptera, Papilionidae. The record is from the annotation of a GenBank genome assembly.
AUGGCGGCGUCGCACAUACUAAGCGCGGUAGAGCCGACGGUAGGCGGCGGCGGCUCUCGCGGCGGCCGGGAGCGCGAGGUGAAUGUAGCUCUCGACGACCGAGAACUGUGGGUUCGCUUCCAAACCCUCACCAACGAGAUGAUCGUAACUAAGAAUGGACGACGAAUGUUUCCUGUAGUAAAAGUCACCGCCAGUGGGCUUGAUCCGACUGCAAUGUACACAGUACUGCUUGAAUUUGUUCAAGUAGAUACACAUCGUUGGAAAUAUGUUAACGGUGAAUGGGUACCUGGUGGUAAAGCAGAAGUUCCUCCGUCUAAUGCUAUCUAUAUUCACCCAGAGAGCCCGAACUUCGGAGCACAUUGGAUGAAAGAGCCAAUUUCGUUCGCUAAAGUAAAACUUACGAACAAAACUAACGGAAAUGGUCAGAUAAUGCUGAACUCUCUACACAAAUACGAGCCUCGCGUGCACCUAGUGAAAGUCGGAACUGACCUACGUCGCAUCAUGACUUACCCCUUCCCGGAAACUCAGUUCAUUGCAGUAACAGCUUACCAGAAUGAAGAAGUUACUUCGCUCAAGAUUAAAUAUAAUCCCUUCGCGAAGGCAUUCUUAGACGCAAAAGAGAGACCAGAAGGCUAUUAUCAGAGAGACUUCGUCGGAACGCAUUAUCCGCAACAAAGUAAUUCGCCUCAUCAAUAUCCGCAAUUUGGUGGUUGGUUCGUUACAUCUCAGUCACUGUAUGGCAGUAACAAUUCGGCUUCGCGAAGACCAACUCCAUAUCCACCACGGCCACCCUCAAGACCCAGAACUUUAUCCCCGCCUUCGUCAUAUAGUACCGGUGAACGGUCAUCGGCCGGGCCAUCAAAUGGCACUGGCAGUUACACAUGGGCAAGUGGUGGUUACUGGAGUUCCACUCAAGGAAAUAGCCCACCCCAGUCAAAUGCAUCACCAGCUCCUUAUCGUACGCCGCCGCAUGCGUACCCCGCCCCACUAGAGUACGCGCCUGCACCACCUACCAGUACUACCGCAUCAGCAACAGCACCUGCGCCAUUAUAUCCUCUCCAAUAUGAUGCGCCGGCUCAACACCACUCACCUUAUUACCAACACCCGUACGCUCCGUAUGCUCAUCAUGCAAUCGAGGAUAUUUCAUACUGGCCUAAUAGCUUAAACACCUAUGGUUAUCAACCAUCAGAGUAUGUUGGUGCUGGAGAUGUAGCCUAUGGAGCAGAAAAUAUGUCUUUUGGUUCAAGUGGACCUCCAUUGGAAGCCGCUACAGCCAGUGGAGAAGGUCGCAACACUCCCUCUGGUGCGGAACAACAACCUGGAGAAAGGGAAUAUAAAUUUAGCAUAGAAGAAGGACGUCAUUCACCCUGUGAAGAAUCGGCACUACCACCACGCUCGCCAGCUCAGUGA